CUCCGCCGCCGACUUCCUGCAGUGGGUGGAGGCAGUCGCUGAGGUCUCCGCUGCUCCCGCCCCCUUCUCCACCAAGCCUUCCCUCGCCUCUACGAUCGCUUCGGAGCUGCUGCUGGCUGAUUGCUUGCUGCUGCUGUUGUUGUUGUUGCUGCUGCCGCCGCCGCAACGUGAGGCUUUGCAGUGCAGCAAUGCUGCGAGCGAUGGACGUGACGAGCCGACCGAGCGGCGGCGGGGACCCCAACGCCCUGCCCGAGGGCGUGCCUACACCAGCGCGCAUGGUCUACAUGUCCGAGAAGCAUCCACGCAUCACCCUGGAGGCCAUCAGCGUGCUCCGGCGACACCGCGAGCUCUGCGAUGUCGUGCUGGCGGUGGGCAGCCGCAAGAUUUACGCGCACCGAGUGGUGCUGUCGGCGUGCUCCCCCUACUUCCACGCCAUGUUCACGGGCGAGCUGGCCGAGUCGCGGCAGACAGAGGUGUCCAUCCGUGACGUCGACGAGACGGCCAUGGAGCUGCUCAUUGACUUUGCCUACACGGCACAGAUCACGGUGGAGGAGUGCAACGUGCAGGCCCUGCUGCCGGCCGCCUGCCUGCUUCAGCUGGCCGAGAUACAGGACACCUGCUGCGAGUUCCUGAAGCGGCAGCUCGAUCCCUCCAACUGCCUGGGAAUCCGCGCCUUUGCCGAUACGCACGCGUGCCGAGACCUCCUGCGCACCGCCGACAAGUUCACGCAGCACAACUUCCAGGAGGUAAUGGAGAGUGAGGAGUUCAUGCUGCUUCCUGCCAACCAGCUCAUCGACAUCAUAUCCAGCGAUGAGCUAAACGUGCGCAGCGAGGAGCAGGUGUACAGCGCCGUCAUCGCCUGGGUCAAAUACAACAUCCAGGAGCGCCGGCCACAGCUCCCUCAGGUGCUGCAACAUGUCCGUCUGCCCCUGCUCACACCCAAGUUCCUGGUGGGCACAGUGGGGACGGACCUUCUGGUGAAGAGUGAUGAGGCAUGCAGAGACCUCGUGGAUGAAGCCAAGAACUAUUUGCUUCUGCCCCAAGAGAGACCGCUCAUGCAGGGCCCCCGCACGAAACCCCGCAAGCCCAUCCGCUGCGGGGAGGUGCUCUUCGCAGUGGGUGGCUGGUGCAGCGGCGACGCCAUCUCCAGCGUGGAGCGCUACGACCCGCAGACCAAUGAGUGGCGCAUGGUGGCCUCCAUGAGUAAGCGGCGCUGCGGCGUGGGGGUGGCCGUGCUCGAUGACCUCCUCUAUGCCGUGGGCGGCCACGAUGGAUCCUCCUACCUCAACAGUGUGGAGCGGUACGACCCCAAAACGAACCAGUGGAGCAGCGACGUGGCGCCCACCAGCACGUGCCGCACCAGCGUCGGCGUGGCUGUGCUCGCCGGAUUCCUGUACGCCGUCGGCGGGCAGGACGGAGUGAGCUGCCUAAACAUUGUGGAGAGAUAUGACCCCAAGGAGAACAAGUGGAGCCGGGUAGCAUCUAUGAGCACGCGGAGACUCGGGGUGGCGGUGGCUGUGCUCGGGGGACACCUGUAUGCAGUCGGGGGCUCAGACGGGACAUCGCCUCUCAACACUGUGGAGCGAUACAGCCCCGCCGAUAACCGGUGGGCGCCGGUGCCGCCAAUGGGCACUCGGCGCAAGCACCUGGGCUGCGCUGUUUACCAGGACUGCCUGUACGCGGUGGGUGGGCGCGACGACACCACCGAGCUGAGCUCGGCGGAGCGCUACAGCCCCCGCGGAAACACGUGGAGCCCGGUCGUCGCCAUGAGCUCCCGUCGGAGCGGGGUGGGCCUAGCCGUCGUCAAUGGACAGCUCAUGGCCGUCGGAGGGUUUGAUGGAACCACCUACCUCAAAACCAUCGAGGUCUACGACGCAGAGGCCAACACGUGGAGGUUGUAUGGAGGCAUGAACUACCGCCGCCUUGGAGGAGGGGUUGGAGUGGUUAAAAUGACGCAGUGUGAAUCUCACAUUUGGUAGCAGAAGACGCAGCGCGUUCCGUGUCCGCGUGCAGUCCACGUGCUCCGUUGAAACACGCACGAACACACGUGCACACAGGCACAUGCACGCUUUUCUUAAAUAAGUGCACAUCGAUACUUUUUGGAAAGGAGUCCAGGAGAUAUACUGGUGGAAGGGCUUUAUUUAUUCCGGUAACACAGUGACAUGUGCUCGUAGCGAACGAGAUUCAAAAAAGCUCCACUGAGUUUUCCCUAGCCCAUCCGUUGUGCUUUUUGGGACCCCCUUCUCGACCCUUUUCAACCUCCGUGGACCUCUACACACAUCCGGCCCCUCUGCCUUCAAGGGAUCUUCAAACGGGGCCCCUCUUUCAAUUGGAAUUUUGCCUGCGCCUUUACCCUUAAAUCGGCGAUCAGACAGCUGGACCGCUCUGCGGCUGGACCGCUCAGCGAUCAGCCAGCUGGACCGCUCGCCGAUCAGCCAGUGGCACGGGGGGGGGGGGGGUGGAGCUUGUGCUCAUCCCCCGGACAUCAGUGAUCCGGUCGGUUAUUCCGGGGGGUUGUGUGAUGCUGCCGCUGCCACAGCAAUGAACCUGCACUGUUAUAUCUGACGUUAAAAUCGGUCUCCCUUGGGACAACGCCAGGUUGCUAUGCAUGCUGCAGUGGAAGAUGUUUAGGACAUGCUCGUAAUAAGCAAUACUUUAAGUGUAUUGAAGUACAUAAGUCACAGCAGCCCGAUCUAGUCGCAGUCGUAAAAGACUGCAACUACAAUUUCUGUUGUAAUGUGUGGUAAAGACAACUUUGAAGCGAUGUAGCAGGUGGUGGAAACUCCCAUGUUCCUAUGGCAGGGGACCAUUUACUCCACAGGAUCCAGUGGUAUAGACUCACUAAGCGGUGCUCAUUUUAGUUACCAAGUGAGGAUGACAAUGAUGAUGGUAAUGUGAAACCUGGAUUGCAUAUGCACUCACAGCUCUAUGCUUGGAAGUCCUGUUGCUUUUGUAUAUCCAGUGCAUUAUAAUAACAACGACGUCAACUGAGUACCAUACUCAAACUCUGUACUUGUACAAUACAACCGACAAUCACACGCACACACACGGCCAUUCUCAACAAUAUAGUAACGACCAACUAUCCAUGCGUCUUGAUUGCCAUGUGUAUGGCACGCCGUAGUCGUGUUCAGCUAGCCAUGCGUUCAGGCGCAUUUAACUGGCGACAUGUCCGAGGCAAAGCGCUCGCAAUGUCUCACGGCUAUGCAGUUUCACCUCGUCGUAGCGAACGCACACUCGGCCUAGAACACUCGGGUUCCCUCCAAUUUCUAUCGCAACUGAAUAGAGCCUUACAUAUAUUUUGGUACUGCAUAGAUGUUUUGUUUUGUUUAAAUGCACAACCAAGCACCUGCCCUCUGCGAGUCGCAAGGGCCUCUUUCUCUGCAGAGGGUCCUGCGUGGAAUGUUUGGCUCAAGUUUUCGAGAAACAUCAUUGGCCUCUCAUGCAGCGAUUAAAGAUUUGUAGCAAUGCUUGCACGAGUUCCGUCCUUUGAAUUGCCCGCAGCAUAAAUGGCAUCGCUCGUAUUGUGAAAUAGCGAACUUGCACACCGAAACGCGCUGUGUGUUUCAACGCAUUGUUUGAGGGCGACUUGCACCCAAACUGCCCUGGAGAGUCUUUCACGAGUCGCCUCCAGUCACACAUGGCACGUGCAAUUUUCCGCGCGCACCUGCACGUGCGCGCACACUUCAACGUAACACAUCUUUAAACCACGGUUGCGUUUUUUCUAACGUUUACAUUUUUGAAAGAAGUCCCUUGCAUUGAAAAACUCUUUGUAUAUUGUAAAGUUGUCUGUUAAUUAAUAAACUGUUACGUUAAACUAUAAUAAUAAAUGGGCCGCAUUGUG
Petromyzon marinus (sea lamprey) is the source of this 3841-nucleotide messenger RNA. It is a transcript of the gene KLHL20, whose product is annotated as kelch like family member 20. NCBI's taxonomy places the organism in Eukaryota, Metazoa, Chordata, Hyperoartia, Petromyzontiformes, Petromyzontidae. The record is from RefSeq and is a predicted model, not a curated record. Gene Ontology annotation, cellular component: trans-Golgi network; PML body. Gene Ontology annotation, biological process: Golgi to endosome transport; proteasome-mediated ubiquitin-dependent protein catabolic process; protein K33-linked ubiquitination. Gene Ontology annotation, molecular function: type II interferon binding.